Messenger RNA from Stylophora pistillata, 1461 nucleotides. RefSeq names its product isovaleryl-CoA dehydrogenase, mitochondrial. Gene Ontology annotation, molecular function: flavin adenine dinucleotide binding; 3-methylbutanoyl-CoA dehydrogenase activity. Gene Ontology annotation, cellular component: mitochondrion. Gene Ontology annotation, biological process: L-leucine catabolic process. Lineage: Eukaryota; Metazoa; Cnidaria; Anthozoa; Scleractinia; Pocilloporidae. The record is from RefSeq and is a predicted model, not a curated record.
AUGGCUACUCUCUGUAGGGUGUUCAGGCAAAGUUUGUUGAAAAAUUCACUUUUUCAAGCCUCUAGAUGUUUAGGAAUUCGAAAUUUCUCAGUGGAUAUAGACGAUGAUGUAUCAGGGAUCACAUCUGAGCAAAAACAGUUGAGAGAGACAGUGAGCAACUUCUGUCAGAAAGAAUUAGCCCCAUAUGCAGAUCAAAUUGAUAAAGAAAAUAACUUUCUGCAGUUAAGGGAUUUCUGGAAAAAUCUUGGCAGCUUAGGACUUUUAGGAAUAACAGUUCCAGAGCAACUUGGUGGAUCUGGCCUUGGAUAUUUGGACCACUGCAUUGUUAUGGAAGAGAUAAGCAGAUAUUCUGCAUCAAUUGCCCUCAGUUAUGGAGCACACUCCAAUCUGUGUGUCAAUCAAAUUUCCAGAAAUGGCAGUGAUGCUCAAAAAGAAAAGUACUUGCCUAAGUUAUUAAGUGGUGAACAUAUAGGUGCCUUAGCUAUGAGUGAGACAACAGCAGGAUCUGAUGUGGUGGCCAUGAAAAUCAAGGCAGACAAGAAAGGGGAUUACUAUGUUCUGAAUGGGACCAAAAUGUGGAUAACAAAUGGACCUGAUGCUGAAGUUCUGGUAGUUUAUGCCAAAACUGACCCCAGCAAUCCUAAACCACAACAUGGAAUAACUUGCUUUUUAAUUGAAAAGGGUAUGGAAGGUUUUACAACAAGUCCCAAACUGGACAAACUUGGAAUGCGAGGAUCCAACACCUGUGAAUUGGUAUUUGAGGAUUGUAAGGUUCCAGCUGCAAAUGUGAUGGGAGGGGAAGGGAAAGGCGUUUAUGUCUUAAUGAGUGGUUUGGAUCUGGAGAGACUUGUGCUGGCAGCUGGACCUGUAGGGGUGAUGCAGGCGUGUCUGGACGUUGCAUUUCCAUACGCACAUCUGCGAGAGAGUUUUGGAAAGAAAAUAGGUGAACAUCAGUUAAUCCAAGCCAAGAUGGCAGACAUGUACACGCGCCUUAGCGCAUGUCGAACCUAUGUCUAUUCAGUGGCACGGGCUUGCGAUACGGGGCAUGUCAACUCCAAGGACUGUGCUGGUGUAAUUCUUUAUGCUGCUGAAAAUGCAACUCAAGUUGCGUUGGACGCUAUUCAAAUUCUCGGUGGAAAUGGCUACAUAAACGACUACCCGACGGGACGAUUUCUACGAGACGCCAAACUAUACGAGAUUGGCGCCGGCACAAGUGAAAUAAGAAGAUGGCUAAUAGGGGAGAAAAUUAACUCGCAGUUCCUUUAAUUACUCUCACUUUUAACAUAAUUUAUUACAAAUCUGUUCUCACAAUCCCUGCUUCGGGAGUUUGGCAAUAAGCUGUCUCUACUGGACGAAAGAACAAGGCGUAAAAGAAGGGUUGGUGCCGUGCAUAUAACCUUCGAGAAAAUGUGAAUGGCGGAAUCGUAUUUGAAAUAAUAUAUAUUUUUGGGUGGACUUGAA